Lodderomyces jiufengensis is the source of this 855-nucleotide messenger RNA. RefSeq names its product carnitine:acyl carnitine antiporter (gene CRC1). The record is from RefSeq and is a predicted model, not a curated record. Lineage: Eukaryota; Fungi; Ascomycota; Pichiomycetes; Serinales; Debaryomycetaceae. Gene Ontology annotation, molecular function: O-acyl-L-carnitine transmembrane transporter activity. The transcript has a single exon. Gene Ontology annotation, biological process: mitochondrial transport; carnitine transmembrane transport. Bases 1 to 855 code for a protein of 284 amino acids. Gene Ontology annotation, cellular component: mitochondrial envelope.
AUGGACGACGUUGAUUCAGUAUUAGUUGAUAAUGUCAAAUCAUUUGCUGCUGGUGGAUUUGGUGGUAUUUGUGCAGUUUUAACUGGACACCCAUUUGAUUUAGUUAAAGUUAGAUUACAAACUGGUUUAUACAAUUCAUCAAUUCAAUGUGUUAAAGAUACUAUAGCAAAAGAUGGUUUAAAAGGUCUUUAUAGAGGUGUUUUACCACCAUUAUUAGGUGUUACUCCAAUGUUUGCAGUUUCAUUUUGGGGUUAUGAUGUUGGUAAAAAAUUAGUUGGUCAAUUUACUGGUAAAACAAUUGAUCAAUUUACUAUACGUGAUAUUUCAACUGCUGGGUUUAUUUCUGCAAUUCCAACUACUUUAGUUGCUGCUCCAUUUGAAAGAGUUAAAGUUAUGAUGCAAAUUCAAGAAGGUUCCAAACCAAAAGGAAUGGGUUCAGUUAUUGCUGAAAUGUAUAAAACUGGUGGUAUAAGAUCAAUUUUCAAAGGUUCAGUUGCUACAUUGGCAAGAGAUGGUCCAGGUUCUGCAUUAUAUUUUGCAACUUAUGAAUAUAUAAAAGCAAAAUUAUCAACUCCAGGUAAAGAUUUAUCAAUUGGUGCAAUUAUGACUGCUGGUGGUUGUGCUGGUGUUGCUAUGUGGUUAGGUGUUUUCCCAAUUGAUACUAUUAAAUCAACUCAACAAUCUUCAAAUGUUCCUAUAUCAAUUGCUCAAGUCACUAAAAAUAUUUAUGCUAAAGGUGGUAUAAAAGCAUUUUUCCCUGGUGUUGGUCCAGCUUUAUGUAGAUCAUUCCCAGCUAAUGCUGCUACAUUUUUAGGUGUUGAAGUAGCAAGAAAUGCAUUAGAUAAAAUCAUAUAA